GGCCGGGGCCGGGGCCGGGACGGGCGGCCGCAGCGCCAUGGCCGAGUCCCAGCUGAGCUGCCUGGACGAGGCGCACGUGAACGAGAGGGUGACCGAGGCGCAGGCCGCCUUCUACUACUGCGAGCGGCGGCGGGCCGCACUGGAGGCGCUGCUGGGCGGCGGCGAGCAGGCCUACCGCGAGCUGGUCCAGAAGGAGCAGCUGCGGGGCUUCCUCUCCAGCCAGGAGCAGCAGGCCCUCCGCGCCGCCUGGAGCCCCUACGAGGCCGCCGCCGCCGCCGCCGCCGCCGCCGCCCGCGGCAAGAGCAAGGCCAAGGCCAAAGCGUCGGCGCAGGCCGAGCCCGAGCCCUGCGAGUCCCUGGCCUACUGGCCCGACCGCUCCGACACCGAGGUGCCCCCGCUGGACCUGGGCUGGACCGACACCGGCGUCUACCGCGGCGUGAGCCGCAUCACCGUCUUCACCCACCCCCCCAAGGAGGAGAAGGCGCCCCACCUCAAGCAGGUGGUCAGGCAGAUGAUCCAAGAGGCCCAGAAGGUCAUUGCUGUGGUCAUGGACCUCUUCACCGAUGGUGAUAUCUUCCAAGACAUUGUGGAUGCUGCCUUUAAGCGCCGGGUCCCGGUGUAUAUCAUCCUGGAUGAGGCAGGCGUGAAGUUUUUCUUGGAGAUGUGUCAGGGCCUGGGACUCACUGACUUCCGUAUUCGGAACAUCCGUGUCCGCUCUGUGACAGGUGUUGGCUUCUACAUGCCCAUGGGGAAAAUCAAGGGGACCCUGUCAUCAAAGUUCCUAAUGGUAGAUGGCGAAAAAGUAGCCACUGGAUCUUACAGGUUCACAUGGAGUUCCUCCUACGUGGACAGGAACCUGCUCCUCCUCCUGACAGGCCAGAACGUGGAGCCCUUCGACGUGGAGUUCCGGGAGCUGUAUGCCAUCUCAGAGGAGGUGAACUUGUACCAGCAGCUGAACCUGGCAGGGGGUGCCAGGAGGCUGGGCCCUGAGUAUUCCUCCACCGUGGCUCGCAAGCUCAUCAACCCCAAGUACGCCCUGGUGUCAGGCAGCCGCCACCCACCUGGGGAGCUGAUGCGCUGGGCCGCCCGGCAGCAGCGGGAGGCCAGCGGCAACCCAGAGGGGCAGGAGGAGGGUGGCAGAGGCGGCGAGGCGGCCCGGCGGCUGGAGAGCUUCCUGAAUGACCUGGUCACGCUGGAGCAGAUGCUGCCCCCUGUGGAGCCCAUUCCCCCCAGAGAGCUGAUUCAGAAGGACAGCAGGUUGGUCUCUCACCUGCGUGUGGACCUGAAGCCCAGACCUCCGGAGGUGCUUGUCCGAAACGGCAAGGGAGAGGCUGCCAACGGGGAGGCCACCCCGGCCAACGAGGGCAAGCGCUUCAGCAAGAGGUUCUUCAGUCGGCGGGCCAAGAGUCCCACGGCGCCCAACGGCAUGACCAGCACCGUCUCCACCGAGACCUUUGCAGAAGUGGAGUUUGUGACAGGAAAGAGGCCCAAAGACGGUUCCAGUGCUGACAUCUCAGGUAAAACAAGUCCCAGUCCUGCCAAGGCCAGCAAUUGUGUGAUUUCCUGAGCCAUGGGCCAGCGGUGGGUAGGACCUGUGGAUGCCCCCGGCCCUGUCCUAAGGAGAACACAGGUCAAACCCUGUACCAGUUUGCACUUUGGACCCUUGUUCGCUUCCUGCCCAUCAGCCUCCAUCCUGGCCUUAGGGCCCCUCAACCCCAGAUGUGAGAGUCUGCAGCAUCUCAAGAUGAUCACGUGCCCCUACAAGACUGUCGGUGGCCGGGCAGGGGUCACUCCUUCUUGUUUACAUUAAGUGGAAGCUUGACUCAUGUUUGCUCUCCUUUAUGCCGGACCCCCUCUCUCCACUGAGUCAGCCUUGCCCUGCAGGUCCCCAGAUGGGAUGAGCCCAUGUCUUCAUGCCCGAUGUGAUGGGGUCUCCAGGGCAGCCCCAGCUCCCUGACUUCUCCUUCCCUGGGCUUCCCGGUGCUUCUGGUCCCCCAAGAGGUUUGGUGGGAUAUAAGGGAAGAGGACAAAUGGGGCUCUGAGCCAGGGAGCCAGCCUUGACCUGGGCUCUGAACUCAAGGUGGAAGAUACAGCUGGGGCACCGGCUGCUGCGGCCUUCCUGGCCUGCUUCCUGCAGGCUCCUGUACUACACCCAGAGUGAAAUGAGGGGAAGGCCUCCCCCCAGCCAGUGGCAGGAUCUGACCCUGCCAUUCUGAGAGCCCUCCGACUAAGGUCUCCUUUCCUUCUCUCCACACUGUUGUAGCAGUCUCUACCCAGUGGUCCAGACCCCCUUGGCUUGUUGCCUGCUGCAAACACAUAUGGGGGUUCUUCUUGUGCCUUUCCCUGGGGCCCCUUCCUCCUGUUAAUGUGCCUUGAUUUGCAGCCCAGGGCAGGGAGAGAGAGCUGGCCGAGGGUGGGAGAUUCAAGUGGUAUGAGAGGUUGAGUCCUGCAGACAAGGGCGUUUGUCCUUUCCCCUGCCCCCAAGAUGGCCCUCAGCCCCCUCAACAGCCAGGACUUUUGUGCCUUCUCCAGGUCCAUUUCAGCCAAAGACCAGCCUUUGCCUUCUGCCAAAAGUCAGGCUGCAUCUAGGAUCCUUGUCCUCUGCAAAGAGGCCUGGCCUCAUGGCUACAACACCAAGCCAGGGAGAGCAGCCUAAAGUCCCAUGCUGCCCUCUCCACACUUAUGUAACCAGAGGGGUCUGAGGAGAGAUUUCUGGAAUGGACAACAGAGAAACUGCCAAACUGCAGGCUCUGUGAGCCUACUGUUGGGAGAUCAUAGCUGCAGCAGAGCCGAAAGGCUGCGGCACCCAGUGGAAGCACCACCAGGCAGCCUUUUUCAGCCUCUUACUUUUGAACCAAACUCCUCUCUGUCUUUCCUUCUGCAAAAACCCUUAGGCACCAGCACCUUGGGGAGGGGCACAGGUGCAGGGUUGGGGGAGGGCACUGCGGGCACGGAAGUGAACCAGCAGGUGGGAUGGUGUGGUGCACUUGGAGGAGAACCUGGCCUCCAGCGGUGGGGAGGAAAGGAAGGGUGAGCCUGGUUCCCAGGGGCUCUUCCCCUCAUCCUGAGGCUAGCUUCUGAGGGGAGGGGCCUGGAGGGCAGGGGACCCUGACCCACCUCCUUGAGCUUUUAUGAGGAUUAAACACUUCCUGGGAAGUGCUGACAA
Canis lupus familiaris (dog) is the source of this 3166-nucleotide messenger RNA. RefSeq names its product family with sequence similarity 83 member F (gene SACK1F). The transcript is spliced from 5 exons. The record is from RefSeq and is a predicted model, not a curated record. Bases 38 to 1567 code for a protein of 509 amino acids. Lineage: Eukaryota; Metazoa; Chordata; Mammalia; Carnivora; Canidae.